GGAAGAUGGCUGUUGGGUCUUCUCUGGAGUCGGAGGAUAUACCCUGCAGGAGUAGCCAGCAUAGGGACGUUAUAGUUUGAGGGAGCGGAGUAGAGCGGUUAGGGGAUCCUCGGUUUUCUGUGUGUAUGCGCGGCUUGUCAGUUUUCGUUACCGUAUGUUACAGUUUGGGGAUUUAGUGUUUUCAUGUUGUGCGGACUGCUGCUUUUGUCUCGGCAUUCCCCAGCCUAUCUACCGCUGGCAUCCUCGCCACCGCCAGCGACACUUUCCGCCUAUCCCUCCAUCCCUGGCAUCAGCAUCCCCCUCUGCGAGUUUUUCUGAGAUUUAAAGAAAAAUGACCGGCGAAAAGAUACGAUCCCUGCGCAAGGACCACAAGCCAAGCAAAGAGGAGGAUUUACUGGAGCCCGACGAGGAAGCCGCCGCCGGGACGUUCACCUCCUCCACUACCCGGACUAGUAACAGAGGCAAAGCCAAUAAGAUUUUUAGCAAUCACAAGCUGAUCAAAGCGCCGGGGCCACAGCAGCUGCAUCAGCAAUCUCAGAUCAAUGCAAACGCGAACACUAACACGGCGACGGGGACUAUCGAUGACAACAACAAGAACCCCAUAACCCGGACGACGGAGGGUUUCCCCGUCCACGAGUGCGUGUUCAAGGGGGACGUGCGUCGGCUGUCGUCCCUGAUCAGGACCCAGAACAUCGCUCAGAAGGAUGUUCACGGAAACACACCUCUACACCUUGCUGUAAUGCUGGGACACAAAGAGUGUGCCCAUUUACUUCUAGCCCACAAUGCCCCUGUCAAGGUGAAAAACGCUCAGGGAUGGAGUCCUCUUGCAGAAGCCAUCAGCUAUGGGGACCGACAAAUGAUCACAGCUCUUCUCAGAAAGCUGAAGCAGCAGUCCAGAGAAAGUGUAGAGGACAAGAGGCCCAGAUUACUCAAGGCUCUAAAGGAGCUGGGAGACUUUUACUUAGAGCUUCACUGGGAUUUUCAAAGUUGGGUGCCUUUGCUUUCCCGAAUUCUGCCUUCAGAUGCUUGUAAAAUAUACAAGCAAGGUAUCAACAUCAGGCUGGACACGACGCUCAUCGACUUCACAGACAUGAAGUGCCAGCGGGGGGAUCUGAGCUUCAUUUUCAAUGGCGACGCUGCGCCCUCCGAAUCCUUUGUCGUUCUUGAUAACGAACAGAAGGUCUACCAGCGCAUCCAUCACGAGGAGUCAGAAGUGGAGACAGAGGAGGAGGUGGAUAUUUUAAUGAGCAGCGAUAUUUAUUCUGCUACACUCUCCACUAAGUCCAUUACCUUCGCCCGAGCCCAGACUGGCUGGUUGUUCAGAGAAGACAAAACGGAAAGAGUGGGCAAUUUCUUAGCAGAUUUCUACUCUGUGAAUGGUUUGGUUUUGGAGUCCAGGAAACGAAGGGAACAUCUUAGUGAAGAAGACAUUCUGCGAAAUAAGGCCAUAAUGGAAAGCCUCAGCAAAGGUGGAAACUUAAUUGAGCAGAAUUUUGAGCCUGCGCGGCGCCAGUCCCUCACCCCCCCCUCUCCAAACACUAUAUCAUGGGAGGAGUACAUCUCCGCAGAAAACGGGAAAGCUCCUCAUCUUGGUAGAGAACUGGUCUGCAAAGAAAGCAAGAAAAACUUCAAAGCGACUAUAGCGAUGAGCCAGGACUUUCCCUUGGGCAUUGAAUCGUUAUUAAAUGUUUUAGAGGUGAUUGCACCCUUCAAGCACUUUAACAAACUCAGAGAAUUUGUACAAAUGAAACUCCCACCUGGAUUUCCUGUCAAACUAGAUAUACCUGUUUUUCCUACAAUAACUGCUACAGUGACCUUUCAGGAGUUCCGCUAUGAUGAAUUUGAAGACUUCAUCUUUACUAUCCCCAGUGACUAUAAGGAGGACCCCAGCCGAUUUCCUGACCUUUAAUCCUUUUUCAGCAAGACUCUGGGUGUCUUCUUUGUGGAACACAGCUGACAGAAACAAACUGAAUCCAGAAAAAGAUAUUAACGUAACACAUAAGGGUCUACUUAAUCUGCAGUUUCACAAUCUUGUGGAAAUCAUGAAACAAGGGAUUGCCUGUGACUGUAACCAUUAAUGUCACUUUCAUACAUCUUGAAAAUAUUGCACAGAUUACUGUCUUAUUCAUUAGAGCCCCCUUCGACUUUCUGAUGCAUAUACAAGGUGAGCAAACAAGUGGUGGCACAGACUUAUGGAAAGGAUUGAAAUUGUGUAGAUUGUUAAACAUAGACUUAAGAGGACUGACAAAUCAGAUAAGGGUAAGGUUAAUCUGUGUACCCUGUGGUCUAUUUAGAAAAGCCUUGAUUGAUCUCUGUUUGGUGUUAGAAUCACUUAUCACAUAAAAAAAUACUGCAGGUGCUGCAGCCUGGACCAUUUUUUAAUGAUUGCCAUUAGGGAAAAAAGGGAUAAUCCAAAAUUAAGGGAGUAUUAUAAAAAGCACAUCCGGAAUACCAAAUAGUGAAAUUUGCAAAUGUACAGUACAAAGAAAACCAGGUUUAUUUCUCAGAAGCACUAGUUUACAUAACCUGCCUGGCAAUUCCUCUUUAAGUAUCAAGUAAGCAGCAUACAGGAUAACUAUAUAAUUCUUUUUUUCUUGUUAGUUGGAAAGCCUUUUUCUUUCAAAGUAUCUGUUCAGUUGGAGUUUCUGAAUUUCUAGACACUUCAUUUCAUUAUGGCUUUAAUGUAACCAGUAAGGAGUAGUCAUUUUAAAGCUUUUUAUAACUCAGUGAAUCUGUGUUGCACAUAUUGUAUGACACAGGCAUACACUAAAUACAGUCUACUAAAUGUUUUUUCUUUAUGCCGUGACUGGUCCAUGAAACAUGUUUACUUCCUCUGCAAUUUAAGUAGACCCCUAGUAACAAGAGUAGAAGAGAGAAGAACCCUGUCAUUUUAAAUGCUGUAUUUAAUAGUUAUAAAGGGAUGAAAUUGUAUUUAGCUGUAAUGAGGCACUAAUUACAUUGUGUAGGUUCUUUUUAAAUUGCAACAUCCUAAUGACUGCCUUUUUCUAAAGGCAUCACAUCUUGGGGCUUCCACAGGCUUCAGUGUAUCUAAACAGCACCAAUCUGCCAUACUUGAGUGGAGUGCUAUACAGCUUCACUUCAGAAGGCAUAAGGUGCCAUUUUGUUCAUGUUUUUAUUCAGUUCCUUUUGAUACCACAGUUCACAUAGAACAUUUGAAAAACAAAUCCUUUGGGAAUGUCUUAACCAGUACUCUUACUGCUAACCUAUCCUGAGCAACCUCCACUCCUGUGAGGCUGUUCGUAUAAAUACUUCUGCUAGCCUUGUUUUCAUAUGAGUUUGUAAACUAUGUAAGAAAAUGUACACUUGACUAAAAGGAAAGGUACUGAGCAAUGUACAUUUCAAGCUACGAAGAAUGCUUUUUGCUAAGUGAUUGAAUAAAAAAGAAACUUCAAGUAAAAUGUAAAUGGCAUUUUUACAGAUUGCAAGACCCAGUCUUUUUUCUUGUGCAUGGUGUUAAUACCUAUGUUUGUUAGUCCUCUGUUACCUCACGCUUUUUAGGUUUUAAUUCCCCCCCCCAUCUCCUGCAUAUAAGUUAAUUAUGGGAUAGUUUUCUUACUGUUAGUCAACAUGGGUGCUUUGAUGGAUUGGGUUUUUAUGCAAGCAUCGAUGUGAAAUAUUAUCCAGGGGUUGUGAAAGGUAUUUAGUUUUUGUGCUUGCAGGAAAAUGUUUGUACAUAAUGUAUUAAUACUGUGUUUUUGGAAAACUCACUCUUACCUUGUGAUGGGUAAUGGGUGAAUGAACACGCAAAAGACAAGCCUACCAGUCUUUCUGUGCUUAUUUAUUGCAGACUAUCACCGCGUGGUAUAAUCCUGAUCCCUAGCCUUGGUGUUUAAACCUGGUACAGAAUGUGUCUGGGGAAAUUACACACCCCUAACAACUAGAGUAUCACUACAGUUGUGUACAGUUAUACAUCUGUAAAUUACCUCGUUCAAAAAAAAAAAACAAGAAACCUUUGUAAUGGACUGUUAUGCCCUUCUUUAAUAGCGCAGCUUCUGUAGUUAGAUUUUCCAUCUUUUUCUACAAAAAUAUAUAGACGGGCUUUUCCUUUCUUUCUAAGAAAAGCUGUUUUAAUAAUGAAAUACCAAGGUGAGGUGAGAGAGCUUCGUGGUCAAAAUUCCCACAUUUGUCUUGCUACAAAAGAAGCUCAUCUGCAGAGUUCCCUGCUUUUUGUUUCAUCUGAGAAGACCACGAUUUCACGUGUCUAAAUACUGUUAAAGACAUUUUCUUUAAAAAUCAUGCACUACAUUCUCAAUACCCAUGCUAGGCAGGACUGCAGUCGUCGGCAGUGUGAGAAGUAUGGGAAAUAAGAUGCGCCAGUGGGUUUUUAUUCAUUUCUUUACUCUAAUCUCAGCUGAAACAGAACUCAGGAAUUCACUGCAGCUUUAGAAGCGCAGAGUCGAGGAGUCUAGCCUUGGUGUAAUGUAUUCUUUCACUCGUCUGCUUAAGGAACUCGGAUGUCUUGCUGAAGUAAUCAGCAUUAUUAUUUAUGUCCUUUGGUACACUAAUAUUUUUGUAUAAGCUCACAUUCUGUUUUGGUAAUGUAGAUCUAUUUUUGUUCUCCUCUGUUCUGUUGCUUAUCAGUACAACCACAGAUAUCAAAUGAUACCAUUAAAUGCUUCCAUGUCUCGCUACUGGAUAGUGAGGCACUUUUCCUAAGUUAUACACUUUGUAGCAGUUUUAUACUUACCAACCUCACACAUUAUACCUUUUGUUGUCUGUGUGCUUGGUAUUUGAGUUUGUUUUUUUUUAAGUUCUGUACCAUGGCUUGAGCUUUCAGGACCUUAUAUAAAACACUGCAAGUCUUACUCGCAUUCUCAUGCAUAAGAUGCAGAUUGUACAGCAAGAACGUUAUAUAAGCCUGCCACACUAUUUUCAUAUAAAAAAAAUGUACCUAAAUAAAAUGUCCAUGUAUCAAGGCAAAUAAAGUGUAAUUUUUUAUAGUGA
Messenger RNA from Lepisosteus oculatus (spotted gar), 4965 nucleotides. It is a transcript of the gene ankrd13c, whose product is annotated as ankyrin repeat domain 13C. Gene Ontology annotation, biological process: protein retention in ER lumen. The record is from RefSeq and is a predicted model, not a curated record. NCBI's taxonomy places the organism in Eukaryota, Metazoa, Chordata, Actinopteri, Semionotiformes, Lepisosteidae. Gene Ontology annotation, cellular component: cytoplasm. Gene Ontology annotation, molecular function: signaling receptor binding.